Pomacea canaliculata is the source of this 8377-nucleotide messenger RNA. Its product is annotated as cartilage matrix protein-like. NCBI's taxonomy places the organism in Eukaryota, Metazoa, Mollusca, Gastropoda, Architaenioglossa, Ampullariidae. The transcript is spliced from 13 exons. The record is from RefSeq and is a predicted model, not a curated record. The coding region runs from base 1354 to 3606 and encodes 750 amino acids.
GGAAGUGAGUAGGCGCAUGCACACACACACAUAUAUAUAUUUAGACAGACCCUGCGAGCUCGUCACACAGGUAUUUGGCCUCCUUGUCGUCAGGGGGCCUGCGAGCGAGCGAUUUUGUUACCGCGCGGUGCGAAGGUCCUUUCUCUGUCGCUCCACUGCACCACUUUACUCCCAACGUUCGCCAGCUGUCGGCAGAUCCACAGGACUAUCUCUCGCGGUUGUUGUGACUUCCACGAACUUCAACGAACAAAAAGGAAUUCAUUUAUCCCAAGGUUCAACAAUCCGAAGGACAAGAAAUUUAUUGAAUUUUUUUUUCUUUCUAACAAAAGAGUUUGAGGUUCGAAUCCAGCUGUGUCCAAGACCAAGUUGCCGCUGCUUUACUCCACGCUGGUUCCAGAUGGUCCAGCGAGGGUGAGUGGUGAAGAAACAUGUCGAGAAAAGAUAUCUGAGAGAGAGUUUAUCCUUAUUCGGCGAAAAGUUUGGCCGGGAUCGUAAAGGCGGCAAAGCUGACUACGGCAGUUUCUCGCCGCUGGCAAAUUUCAACGUUUCGCUGACGGGCUUUUAUUUAUUGCACACUUGCGUGACUGCAGGAGGGAAGGAAGGACCCAGACCGUGAGACCUGGUGCUGAGAGACAGUUUCUUGACUGUAACCGAGUCUUCUGGCAUUACCAUCCCCCAACCUUUCUACCUCCUUCCCCAACAUCCAGUUCUCACUCAUUCUCUCUCUCCAAGCGUUCUCAUUGCUGCAGUUGCUGACGCACCCUUCUGUCGGACUGCUGCUCGAAGGGGGGAGAGGAAACCCCUUGUCGUGGAGGGACUGCACGCGUGAAUCAUUCACGGACGGCUAGCCCCCCGCUUUUUUCAACUCGGUCAAGGUCGUGCUGAGUGAAGAAGUUUGUUUGGACAAAAGCUUCCCAUGCUUCACUGCGCGCGAUGAUGUGAGCAGAAACUAGUUUCCGGAGCUGAAGAUAUUUCGUGUUUGUGUCUAAAUCAUCGGUCGUUAUUCACCAGAGGGGUAUUCUCACCGACUGGAGGAUCGAACAAUCAACGGUUAACGUAAGUGUGCCGGAAAUAACCGUUAGGGUUUGAAACAGUCUCAUUCACAUCUUCUUUUUCAUCAUUGAUCAGCGAAGUGGAAAAGUCUCUGGUCUGACAAACGACUGCUAACGAGGGCUCAGAGAAAAAAAAACAACAAACCAACCCCAUUGCAUUUUCUGCCGACAUCAGCAGUCUAGUUCAUCGAUUGAGAGAAAGCGGGAGGAUACUUUUCCUUCGAGGUGUCUGAGUCAUCAGCUUUUUCAUCGAUCGUCUUUUCUGACAAGCGCCUAGAGGCCUAGUGAGCUACAGUUCGACAUGGCGACCAGGAGUUCGAUACUGUUCGCAGCUUUUCUCCUGUCGAUUGCGCAGAUCUGUCGGUCACAAGAUGUCCUAUGGGAGUACUGCGGCAAUGAGCCUGCUGACGUGGCCUUCUUGCUCGACUCCUCCAACAGCAUCUGGGGACCGGACUUCCGGCGACAGAUUCGCUUCGUCAAGGACGUGGUGUCCAUGUUCCAGAUCGGCUCCAACGCCACGCGCGUGGGUCUGGUGACGUACAACGACCACGUGGAGCUGCAGUUUCACCUGUCCAGGUACAUGGACAAGGACCGCCUGCUGUGGGCCAUCGACAACGUGCGGGAGGGUCACGGCUACUCCACGGCCACGGACCUGGCCUUGCAGUACAUGCGAACCUUUCUGUUCACUCAGAAGGGAGGAGGCCGGGAGGGCGUUGCGAAGGUGGGCAUCGUCAUCACCGACGGCAAGUCCCGCAACAUGUUGCGGACGUUGAUCGAGGCUUCACGUGCCAAGAAGGAGAACAUCCACCUCUUUGCCAUCGGUGUCGGGCAGGCCGUCAAUGAUCGCGAGUUGCGCCGCAUGGCUUCCUCCCCCUCCUCUGACUACUUCUUCCAGGUGACCGGCUACUCCGCCCUCGACUCACUCAAGAAGAUCCUGGCCAUCAAGACUUGUCAAGUUACUCGACCGCCGUCAUCGCCUCCAACUACACCAAAAAGCACCACUACAGCCACUACGACAACUCCAACAACCACAACUACAACCACUACAGAGCCUACGACAACAACGUCGACACCUACCACCACAACCACCACCACAACAGAACCACCGACCACGACCACGACAACGUCCACCACCACGACAACAGUGACGACAACUUCAACAAUACCCACCACCACAACAACAACAUGGCUAGAUAUGGUCGCAAAAGAAUGCAAAGGGAAGAUGCUGGACUUGGUCUUCGCCCUGGACGUGUCGGACGCCGUAUCGUACGCUGACUUCUGGCAGAUGAUCCGCUUCAUCCGGGACUUCACCCUCGCCCUCGACAUCGGCAGGAACGCCACUCGUCUCGGCGUUGUCCUCUACAGCAAUCAUGUGUACAAUGGGUUCGACCUGGACGAGUACGACAACCUGAAUGGUCUGGUCAGUCACCUGUACAAGCUGGAGAAGUCCACAGGUGAGGCCAGGCCUGACGAGAUGAUCCGCUACGUCAGGACCAAAGCCUUUCGUCGCUCAGUCGCCCGGAAAGGUGCUGCGCAGGUUGUCAUCGUCCUGACCACCAGCGCCUCCAGGCACAUCUCUCGAGUCAAGAAGCAGGCCAAGCGAGCCCAGGAGUCCGGCCUCAACUUCAUCGUCGUCGGCGUCGGCGACAACAUUAAGGACGAGGAGAUGAAGGUCAUCACUGGUCUGGACCCCGUAGUGGGAGCUCAGGCAAAGACAUCAAAGGUCCAUAUCAUACCACCAAAAUCUGACAACGAAGCGACUGACAUGAUAAGAGAACUGGAAGAAGACGACUAUGACGAUGUCAACACCACGGUCCAGACCCUGCCGAACCCCGAGAGUACCCCCCGCCUGGAGACUGGGGGCCAGCAAUCCAGAAACUCCAUCUAUCGCCUCAAGGAGUUCAGUGAGCUCGAGGACAUCCUGAUGGACGCCAUGCUGCAGUCCUGUUCCGCCAAGUCAACAGACAAGCCAGUUGCUGAUCAACCUUGCGGCACCCGCCAGCCAGCCGACAUGAUGUUCGUGGUGGACAGCGCCAACGCCGGCAAGAAGAACACCAAGAAGGUCAUGGACUUCAUGAAGUCCCUCGCCGGCGACAUGGCCAUCGACCGUGACAACAUCCAGAUGGGGCUGCUGGCCCCCGACCCCUGCGCGCCGCAGGAGCAAAGCUUCCAGCUGAACCAGAACGAGGACAAAGAGCACGUGAUGAACUCCCUCAGCACCGAGACCACCGAUUUCUCAGACCUGGUGCGGGACAUGCGCAAGAACGGCUUCCGGGAAACAGCGGGUGGGCGCAAGGAUGCCAAGCGGGUGGCGGUGCUGAUCGUGGACGGAACCAUGGACAACCCGCUGCGAGCCUUGACGGAAGCACGACAGGCUCGCGAGAAGCGCGGCAUCGAGAUCUACGUCAUUUCCGUUGGAACGGAGAUCCCACAACCGGAAAUGAUGAUGAUGUGCGACUACCCUACCCAGAAGCACUUCUACCACCUGGAGUCGUACGACGAGCUCCCCAAGAUGGAGGACACGAUACGGGACAUUCUAUGUGAUGAGUUAUAACCCCUCGCUGCCACAAUAAAAGGACGAUGCAGAAUGAUGUUUGCAGAGCGACGAUGUUGGCGAGGAUGUCUUCAGUACAGGCUUCAGCAGCGCUUACCGCCUUCCCUUGUCCUUCAUUCUUCGAGUCAUGAAGUCGGUUUUCAGACUGCGAGACACUUAGGGAUAAAAAAAAAAACAAUCAUCACGUGAUCUCUGGGGGAGCAGCGAUACAAUGUCAUAUCACGUGACAGACUAGUGACGUCAUGUAUGUAUUCUACUGGUGCCGGCGGUGACGAUGACGUCACCAGUGCCUUAUAUGAACGUCACAUCCCGCAGAACAGACAAUUAUUGCUUCUACGGAUUAGACAGACAGAUACUACAGCUAGCAGACAUUCUUCUACAAAACAUAGAAGGCUUUUCUGUUUUGUUUUGUUUUGUUUUGUUUUGUUUUUUUUUUUUUUUUUUUUUUUUAAUUUUCCAAUGAACUCUUGAAUGCAAAGAAUGAAUUCAGAAAUCGGUUAUGCCAAAAACGAUACACAAACACCUGAUGUUAUCUCAUUUUACCCUGAGAUAAUAUUUUUCUGUCUUUAUUUCUUUGUCUAUCUAUCUCUCUGAAGCAGACUCACACUUUCUAGCCAAAGGAACUCUAUCGCCUGUUGACUUAUGCAAAAGGCAAAAUAAUUUUUAUUCCGGAAAGAAAAUGUUAUUUAAGUCAACUCAUUUAUAUGUUCCAAUGUUUGUGUCUGUAAAUUAUUCGAUCAUGUUUAAGAAAAAUGUGUUGUCGCUGUCGAGACAGCAACCCUGUGCCUUACUUUUAUCAUCUUCCUUUUCCACACAUGGAGUAAUCUGAACGAGAAACUCUAAAAAAAAAAAUACAAAAAGACAAUCUCUUUCGAAUAACCGACAGAAAAAUAUCUAACUAAAAGAUUAACAAAACGCACAACACUGAUAAGUGAUCCUGGCUGUCGAAGGAUGUCUUCCUGCUUUCGUUCAAAUUAAAAUAAACUCUUGGUGCAUGCUUAUUGUGACGUACCGUUGCUAUGACGUCGCGCGCUUUAUGUGACGUCACACAGGUGACAGUUCAAACGGCUGUCGCCACAUAAUUCUCUUUGUUGUGCAACUGAAAAUGAGCAAAGUCCAUCGCAGUUCUGGAUCCUAGAUACGUCGAAGGAGGAACAGCUGUACGUGGAUCUUUGUUCUGUUAACGCUCUCUCGAUGCAGCUGUUGGUAUUGUAUAGACGGUUAGUGUAGUGACUGAUGUGAAACCAGUAACAGUACUCCAGGGUUGGGGUUGCUGCUGCAAAACCCGGUGGUAGGAGCCGUGAAGAUGUUCCUUUCAGGCUCAGAUCCUUCUUUCUAUCCCGGAACUGGCAGCGAGUGUUUGGCUGACCUGUCUGGACGUUGCUCGAGGGCAAGACUCUGGCAGGCCACCAAGGGUCAAGGGUUAAUUAAUCACAGUGACCUGGUAGGAGUGUCGUGACCGAGUCUGCACUGGUCGAAAGGCGUGGUUCGUGGCUGUGAUAGAGGUUACUGCGUGACACCGUGAAGUGUUUUCAAGUUCUGAUUUUUUUUUUUUACAACUCGAGGGUGAUGGAGGUGUGUUGCUGCGUGCUAUAGAAACCAAUAACGAAGGACAUUUUGUUGAGUAGUUGUCAAGGUGCGUGGAAACACGAUGACAUUUGAAAGGCUCUGCAGCUUACAGUAUGUUGGCGGUCAGUUCACACACCAGGAUGUUUGCCGAGCAAUUUGGCUUCCAAUAUUUGUGAAGGUGUCUGUAGACAUUUCUCACUGAAGACUUAUUUCGUCAGCGUAAACUCUGCUUGUGGUGACUAGUGGCUGGGCUUUCCUCGUGCAUGUUGAUACAAUAACCCUUGUCCUUUUGAUCUAGACACUUACCUACCGUGCUUUUGCUUUUUUUUCUUCUUUUUGUUCAUAUAUGGAAAUUAUUUCCAGAGCUUGUUGAAACUAGUAUUAUAUAUAACUUUGACAGAUGGGCAAUCUAAAAGUAAGUUUCACCUGCAGGUAAUCGUGAAAAGCCUCGAUUUGAUCAAGAGGAACUAAGAACGACUGCUUAUUAUCCAACCAGUUAAAAAAUGAAACAAGAAUUUGUGGAAAAGACAAUAAUUUCAAUGGAUUCAAAUGAAAUUAUUAUGCAGUCAGGAGUUGCCAACUGACAGGAGCGAAAUUGUUUUCAGUAACUGCUUUCGAAAAACAAAACGCGAAAAAUUGUUUAUACAUCUUAAAAAAAAAUUCAUACACGUACUUGUGAAUAUAAAAUCCAAUAUAAAAUGUAGAAAUACGGAUAUAUUUCGAACAUGACCAAAUAAACUUACCAAAAUAGUUACAAAUCGCGUAUCAUAAGAAAACUAGCUUAUCAGGAGCAAGGUGAACGACGACGACAAAUGAGAUGUUUUAUCAGUUGAUAAUACCCUAGAACAGCAAGGGCUUUGGUUUCGUGUAAAGCUACAGCUUUGAUAGUAUUCAGCAUCUGUAUGUUUAUCUGGUUAAACAGUUUUAUUCAAGUUAACAGUCGUUGGCUACAACUGUAAGUUUAAACCGUAUCGUCGCACGCGCGCCAUUCUUGUAGGCUUGUAGCUCCUUCUAGAGUCGUCCCCCUGUUCAGCCUGCAUCCAUGUUUGUGCAAGUGUAGGUAGGUGUGUAUGUGUGCUUCACUUUGUGUGCUUGCAAGGUGAGUUGACAGUGGUUUAGAGACAGUCGUGAGGGAGUGCAAUACAGCCAACACUCUGUCCGUAGUAAGAAAGUUUAUUCGCUUCUCUCUUCCUCCUCCUGACAUUCCUGCAUCAGACGCACAUACACGCAGGCAGGCUCCCUGCACAGUCAUCUGUCCAUAUCCAUCUUCCUCACAAUCUUUUUUUUUUUUUUUGUCUACAUCGAAUUCAAACGUAGCAUUAUACAUACCCACAUAUACACUACACGUGCAUUGAGACAACACUGCGCAUGCUUUCUAAAAAUUCUGAAAAAAUCAUCUAAUGACCAUGAGUUAAACGUUUAAAAAUUUUUUGUUGAUUUAAAACUCAGCCAUUGUGACCUGUUCUUUAAUUAAAUGUUUAUAAAAAGAAAACAAAAAACUAAAAAAAAAAAAAAUUCAUGAUGGGGUGUUCGCAAAAUAAUUUGGAAAUUUGACUUUAGCUGGAAAUUUUCGCACUAAGAGAGUGUGCCUGCUUUAGCUUUAGCUGGGAAUUUCUUUCAAGUUUAGCUGUAUGUUUACAAAUAAUAUCGACAGUUUAAAAUAGCUUAGUUUGAUUUUCGAUUCGAAAGACAGCUACGAAGCGUUUAUAAUGGGUCUGCACUGUGAAAACUGUAAAUGUUGAACAUGUCAAAAUAAUGCAAUGGUCUGUGAAUGUUUUCUGCAGCAGCGGAAGACGCCAUUAAUUUUUUUUUUCACUCCUGUAAUGUGACUGUCUGGAAUAAUCAACUUAACGACUCUCUCUUUCUCUCUCUCAUGUAAGGACUGUGAGUUAACGAAGAGAAGUCUCUGUUUUGAAAGUUUAACUCUUUAGAGUUUACAAUUUCUUGCUGACUUACCAAGAGAAAUAGUUUUUUUUUCGACUGUAGGUCGUCACGUGAUCUGUAAAGAAUUGUUUCUAGUCGGUCUAUGACCGAUUUGCAGAAACGAGUUUGUAACCGGGGCUUUGCUUCUUAACAUUUGGUUGUCGGGUAUAAUACCACACCCGAAGUUACAUCAUUUUAAACUUAAUGAUUGUGGGUCUCCUUCUAUUUCUCUGCAAGAAAACAAUGCCGGGGGUGGACUAUCUUUUGAUGGCUUGUGUAUUAACAAUGAUUCUACAUGUAUUCAUGCAUGAAACUGCACUCGUGUAUGUGUGUUUGUGAGUGUGCCUGCAUAACGAUGCUUUUGUGUAAAUGUCAACGAAUCAACGAACGUCCAUCUUGGAAGGUUUAGGUAAAGCGAGUUCGUAUUGUUGACCCUGAAGAAUGGAAUCAGAAAUGAUGAGAUUCCAAUAACAAAAGCUGCUCCUGACGAUUCUCUGCUUCCAACUCUUCACUUCCAUUCUUUUUUCCAGAAUCUUCACUGCUGUACAGACCUGCUUGUCUUUGAUCAGGUCCUCGCCUUCCCUCUUCUAUGCCAAUACCUCACUGAAAGCGAUUUAUAAAAAUAUUUUUAAAAUAAUUUUUUUUUCUUGCGUUCCUAUUUUUAUAAACAUCAAAAGCGAACUGUCGAUUUGAAAUUUAAACCAUUUUUAUUUUUUUUUUUUUUGUCAACACACUGUUAGACUUUGGUGCACAACCAUUCGGUCCUUCUCUGCUUUCUUCUGUAUUGUCUGUUCCGUUAUUUCCAUGACAAAAGCAAGAAAAUGUUUGUAAGCAUGUUGGACUGUUGCUGCUCUGUGAUGUCGCAUAUUCCCCGAGGUCUAAUCCUGGAGUUAAACCUAUUUUCAAUGGUGCUGAUGUACAUAGUCUUGAGAAUGCUACCUACUCUCUGUAUACAUGCAGAGCUUGAACUGGAUUCAUGUGGAAGUAUAACGCACUGUUACUGUUAUUUAUAUAUUUUGUUUAUGUGAGUACAAAAACCAAGAUGCUAGUGUUGCUAUGGAUACAGUUACGCUGACGAUAAUAUAUUUCUGUUUCAAUGUCUAGGGUUUGAAUCCUUACACAAAGUUCAAUUUGGCUUUGGAUGAUAUGUACAUAUACCUCGAUCGUUUUAUGCUAUGAAGUUUUCGCGUAGUCAGUGUAUUCUAUCGAAAAAAAAUGCUAUUGAUGAUGUGACGCAGCUAACAAUUCUUUAAUAAAGUUGUUUUUCUUUUGUUGUUUA